This is a messenger RNA of Fusarium fujikuroi IMI 58289, 759 nucleotides long. RefSeq lists its product as uncharacterized. Gene Ontology annotation, cellular component: Mis6-Sim4 complex. NCBI's taxonomy places the organism in Eukaryota, Fungi, Ascomycota, Sordariomycetes, Hypocreales, Nectriaceae. The transcript is spliced from 2 exons. Bases 1 to 759 code for a protein of 252 amino acids. The record is from RefSeq and is a predicted model, not a curated record.
AUGUCAUCUCGUCCAGCAGCACCGACGAUCCCUUCGUUGAAGCAGUCUUUCAUCACCAGCCAAACAACACUUCUCUCUCAGCCUAUCGCUCCAUCCCCCUCAUGGCAAGAAACCAACGACGCGUCAGAUGAAGCUAUCCCGGAGCGCGUCGUUCAAGAAGUCUUAUAUAAUCUCAACCACACCAUCCAGCAGCACUGUCGUCGCGUGUACCCUCCGCAAGCUAGUCGUAGUAUCGCUGAGCAGAUCAAUGAUGUUUACACUAAGGACGCUGAGCGCAAGGUGGGGGGUGCAGCUGAUACUGAGGGCGGUAUCGGCAGAGAGCUUGACUUGACCGAAGAUAAGUCUAUAGAAGCAUUGCCCACUUCAUGGCACCUAGAAAAAGACAUCAACGACCAUCCCAUGGAAACUAAGCGCUACGCAGACGCCGUCCAGCGACUCACUGAACUCAACGACCAGCGCAAGCAACUUCGGGACAAAGUUGCGCGCUUAAAGCGCCUUCAGACUAUCGUUGAGCCACUUCAAACAGAUGAAAAUGGAGCCGGUAUUCAAGAAAACUUACUCACUCGGAAUGGACCCGUUGAGAAGGAGCUCGAGAGAAUGAGAAUCUUGUUGGCGAGAGUUGGUGGCCGUGUGCUUUCGCUGCCUGAGGAAGCUCCGAAUGGUGAGGCGAAGGAAGUCAGCUUGACUGAGAUGGGUGCACAAAGACGGAAGAGACGUGUUGAUCAGUUUCUUGCUGAUGAUAAAGUGUUUCCGUCAUGA